AUGGAGAUUCUGCUUCGGCAAAGCUCUUCACUUUUUCUUCAAUCUCAUUACCUUUUGCAUUCCACCAACAAUGCCUGUGCCAGCGCGCAGCAUGAAGCAGUGCAGCAGGCACAUGCCAACACAAAGGGAUUGUUAACUGCUCUUGAGCUGGCGUUGCGGCUCUCAGCAGAUGAGACUCCUUUGACACCGACGGUACCGACGCAUGCCUGGCUUCCUGAGGCGGUAGUAUUCCUGGUUGUUGCAACCCUGCUCGUCGGGAUCCGUGUGGCUGUCAUGGCUCAUUACGCGGGUGAAAAAAAGCCACCAGGUACAACUUAUGGCUUAACCGAAUCAAUUGUGGAUGUGGAAAUGGGCAUUACUGCAGGCUGGGACGCAGGAGUUGGCCUUCUGCCACAGUCCACGGUAGUUUUAUCACCAAGUACAACUUAUGGCUCAACCGAAUCAGCUGUGGAUGCGGAAAUGGGCUUUACUUCAGGCUGGGACACAGGAGUUGACCUUCCGCCGCAGUCCACGGUGGUGCUUCGACCCGACAACACCGUUGUGCGUUUGCAGGCUUGGGCCCGCGGAUGUUUGACGCGGACAGCCCUCCGGAAGGAUGAGGGAUUUCACUCGGAGUCCAAGUCGGAUGAAAUCCAAACUGAAUCGGAGCCCGACUCUGACGAAGUACAAGCGCUGCUCGCCCAGGCCCCUUGCUUGACCGAUUCCGAAAUCUUGGAGGUCGUGAGAUCCCUUCCUCUUGCACUGCAAGAUGUUACGAUGCCGCGAUGUGUUUCUGCCAUGCCUGCCCCGAUGAGCGCCGGACUUCAGCUGAUGUGCGAUAGGCUGAGUGGAGGCCGUGGGGAUGAUGGUGGCCAAAUAGAGGAUGAGGAGCUGUGGGAGAGUCUGACGCCAGGAUCAAGCCUAGUGACAGCAACAAAAACAGUGGGCUCAAUGAUGUUCAGAUCUGCAAUCGGCGGGCAGGUUGCGUUGAUUGAUGGCAUCACGGCCAUCGAUUCUUUGAAAGCAGCUCCGAUGCUCCUCACUUACCUCGAGAGAUGGACAGAGGCCCGGAUUCUUAUUUGCGAAUCUGCGAGGUCCGCAGAGACAUGGUGGGUCAAGCAAGGCUUUCAAUAUGCCUUUAAAGCCCGGACUGGUAGCUUGUGCUCGCGUGCUGAUGUUCUGGCGAGACUGUCAGGCCCGUUAGGCGAUGCACAAGGCUCCGGGCCAGAUGGACAUCGAAUCGCGAAGUUCAUUCAUGCGCAAGCCAAGCACAGCGGCCAUUACUUCAGCCUGCUGUAUCGCUGGGUGGAGCCAACCUGUCUGGACGCAGAUUCAGCAGCCUUCAAUUACUCACAUACUGAUGCCUGA
Messenger RNA from Symbiodinium natans, 1347 nucleotides. Lineage: Eukaryota; Dinophyceae; Suessiales; Symbiodiniaceae. The record is from the annotation of a GenBank genome assembly.